CACAGCCCCCGCCUCUCAGAGAGAUUCGUUUUCCCCUGUCGAUUUGCCGUAUAGCUGAGUACUUAUGUGAUGUUUGUCUUUUGUCCCCUGUGUGUCUUUUGUCCCCAAUACCGCUAAAAUCGAAAAAUCACAAUGCCCCAAUCCGAUGCGGACAUCGAGCCCUUGCGUUUCGCUCUGCGCUACCAACCACCGGCGCUGGUCGUUGAGUACCGAACCAAGACGACCGAUGCACUUCAUCACUACUGCAUCGAGAUCCCGAAAACAGCACUGCUCCGGGCCCAGAGCGGAGGGAGCGUUUCGGCGCUGGAGCGGUUUCUCCGGCGGAAAAACGACAAGUUCCUGAUUUCGAAGAACAAGGAUCAGGUUUGCGGUCUGUUGCAACGCCUGUGCGACAAAGUCCACUCGUCUUCGGAGGAAGAAGUUGAUGCAAAGGACGACGCACAGCCAAACAAUGACAAGACGAAGAACUACAGCGGGACCAAGUCCAAGAGUGAGGGAAAAACAGAAGACGCGGUCGAACCAUUUGAGCCGAACAAACCUGAAAUCGAUGCGGCAGAAGACACACAGGAGGAGCCUUCCAACGUUGAGGAAACUGCAGUGCAAAAGUUUAACUUCUCCGAGUCCACCACCCUCUCCGAGGAAGGUCGUUCUCCGUCUCCCGAAAUAACCACAGUGGCACCAGCAACUUUUUCAACAAGCAAGACCAAUGAAGUUUCAAGCGGCGACAGUGGGAAAAAGACAGAUGCGGAUGAAAGUAAAAAGGAAAAAAAUCAAUCAGACAGCACUGCUCUACCCGAAGAUAAUAAGCCCGAGUCGAAGGAGGUACUCGAUUCGCCAUCGCUUGAGGCUGUUGAUGUGUCCGCAACAACAGGAAAGAAGGCACUUGGCGGCGCGCCCAGCAUACUCCGGCCACCAGGGGCGGAGGAGCCAACCGAUGAAAAGACCGAGAAGAAGCCGAGCCCGGACGACAGCGACGAGAUUGAGGAAGACAUCGAAUAUGAUGAGGAUUUCGAUGAUGAGUUCGAAGCUUCGCCUGUCUUCCAGAAACAGACCACGAAACUUUCCGAUUUGCUUGUUGACGACGUGGAGGAAACGGUCGUGUCCGGCGGUUGGACCAGUAUCAGUGAAAAGGAUAAAGACGAGAAGAAAACGAAGUCAGGACUAGCGGAUUCAGCCGCCGCGAAGCUGUCGUUUUCUCCCAAGGAAAGAUCGGGCACCGACACUGCAGCAAUCUCGUCCACUAUUUCCAGCGGGACAACAACAGGGUUGACGAGGAAGAACAAAACUUCCCCAACGGAGGACAUUGCAAGCAGCACCGGUUUGGAGAAGGUUCCGUCUGCGGUCUACAGCAUUUACAACGUCCCCCCGAGUCUAGACGUGCCUUUGAACAUCGAAAAUGGGUUCCACGUCGCGCCCUGUGCGGACGCAGUGGCGGCCUGUUUGCAGGCUUUCGUCAUCUGUUGGCUGCUGCACACCGAAAAACGGGAUCCGACCGAGCUGGGAGCGUUGAGUGGUAAGACUUUCGCGGUUACUUAACAACUUCAGCAGUGUAAAUUAAUAAGUUUUAUUUCCCCAAUAGAUACUGUUCUUGACGAGUCUCAAUGACCUCGUACUUACGACAUGAAAAUGAAACAAAAAGACAUAAACCUUUCUGGAAAACAAACCUUCUACAGGCAGCGAGCAGGAAGAAGCAGAAGAACGGCUUCUGCAUGCUGCAACUCGGCUGUGCUUGCAGCAAGCAGACAAGGAGCCGAAGUUUUGCGUCAACUCGAUGUACUACAAGAAAUUUGAAAAAGAGGACAAAACCGCUCUCCCUCUCGACGACGAUUUCGGCACGGAGACCCUCGUUUUGUCCGCGAUCCUGACCGCCGGUGUUACCGAAGUGCAGGAGACGCUCGGUAGCAGUCACAGCCUCACGCUUCGCAGCGGGUACCCGGCGACAAGCCUGAUCAACCUGCUGUUGACCGGGUUUCCCUCGCCUUUUUGCUUCGAUGGAAACAAGACCAGAGACAGCACUUCUUCCGCGGGAAUCAUGAGCAAGGACCAGCUGCAAGCGAUCGCCGACGGCAGCAACAGCGCCAAAGAGCUGGUCGGCGUGCAAAAACGGUCUCUGGUCGGAUUUUUGUCCAAAGAAGUGAAGGAAUUAGGCGAUUAUCUGAAGAACCCGAUCUGCCCAACUUGGGUGCUGCAGCUGAAGUCGUACGCGAACGAUACGAAAGCGGGGUCGGCGAAUGGCUGCCAGUUUGCGGUGAUUUAUCGCACGGACGAAGUCAUUCUCAGCGCAUCCGACGACGAGGGGUCUGUCGCCAGUGAACAGGGCGUGGAUUUGCUGUUGCUUCUUCCGAAACGGAGCAACGACGGGGCCACGACAAGCACGGAGCAGCGGAAAAUUUUCGUCCGUCCGAACCAUCUGGUCACCGCCGCAAGUCCGCCGGAAGAGAGCUCAGCGACACUGGAGGAUCGUGUCAAUGAGGUGUUGCGGCUGAAGUGGGGCGACUUUGCCGGGAUCCAGUGGGAAGAGCCAUAGGGUGCUGGAGUGGUCUCUUCGUGUGGAUGUUGAGCCCUAAACGGAAAGAACGUCUUGCCAGCAUAAGCUACUCAACAUUGAGCAUCGCAAUUGAUUCUUCACAUAAGUAACUCCACUACGCAUCAUGAACAUACUCUUUGCAGCGAACGCAUAU
Messenger RNA from Amoebophrya sp. A120, 2681 nucleotides. The record is from the annotation of a GenBank genome assembly. NCBI's taxonomy places the organism in Eukaryota, Dinophyceae, Syndiniales, Amoebophryaceae.